AAAAGUAACAUGCAAUAGGUACAUCGCCUCUAACAUUUUAAUAUUGCCUCAAACUAUAUCAUGUCUGACUUCACUGAUGAUAUGCGUGAAAAAUAGUCAAACCCACAUUUAAAAAAAUGUAUUUUUAACGUCAGCGCCAGGUUAUAUUGGUAACAUUUUUGGUAAAAGUCACUUUCAGUUGACGUCAUACAGUAUAUUGUUCAAUCGGUUCCCUAGAGGCUUUUGGAACAGGAGCUGUCCACACACAAGAGUCGGCUAGUCAAAAGUGAUGGGAUUCUACCGUACUGCUCCCCCAUGUUCAGCCAUAGCCAUGAAAAUCGCCCUGGUGACUGGACUUCUGGCACACCAGGUGAUCUUCAGCGUUUCGUUGCGAUCCAGUGACUGCGUUUCCAUAAAGGAGGCCUGCGUGUCUGAGUCGCAUGCGUGUCGAAGUGGAUGGGACAUGCUGAAGAAAGUGUGCCGUGUCUCGGGUGAAAGCUGCAGGGUGGUGGAUUCGGAGGAGUGUAAUAUGACCAUCGCUUACCUGCUGGGCCAGUUCCCGGAUUGGAAAGGUUGUCUGUGCAUAGAGGAGGACUACUGCAGAACCCCACAGCUGCUGGCCCCCAACUGCCACUCUCAGCCAGGUGGUGAAACACCCUACCAGGCCCCCAGUGGGAGGGGCUGGUUUCAGCCAGACGCAGGCCCAGCAUCCGUGAGUCCAGAGGGCCAGGGGUGUCUGUCUGUCCUGCUGGGCUGCCAGGAGUCCCCCCGCUGCUGGUCAGCGUUCAGGAAGCUCAGAAACUGCAGCUCAGGCGAGGAUCAGUGCCGCACCCUGGCCUCCCGCAGUUCUUGUCUGCUCCUCUGGGGGGAGCUGAAGAGCACUCCUCUGGCCAACUGUACCUGUCCGGUGGGGGGGAAGAGGUGCCUGAAGGUACAAGCUCUCCUCCAGAACAGCCCCUGUAUUCAGGAGGAGAGGGAGUCUCUGGCCAAACCCCUGCCAAAGGCAAUACACCAAAACAUGGGCAAAGUCAAAGUGAAGAAGGAUCCCAAACCAGACUGGCAAAGAAGUGGCCUUUUAGAAGAGGCCCGUGACGUGGCCCGCUCCUGCCUGCGCUCCAUGGCGGCCUGCAUGUACGACGCGGUGUGCAACGCCCAGCUGGUGCCCCUGGUGCGGGCGUGCGCGGAGAGCCGCUGCGAGUCUGCGGCGUGCGGCCGCGCCACCCGGACCUUCUACCGGGGCCUCCCCCGCGCCGUGGCCGACACGCUGGUGUUCUGCGAGUGCCGCGCGGCCGACCCGGACUGCCUGCGCGUGAGGGCCCACCUGCAGGGCGGAGCCUGCGCCGGGAGGCCCGAGCACACGCCCACCUGCCUGGAGCUGUACGACAGGUGUCUGCUGGAGCCCCUGUGCAGGCAGAGAUACAGAACGUUCCAGUCCAGGUGUUUUGGGGAGGGAGUGGAGACUCGUUGCGCUGACCGUCUGUGCCCCCCGGAUCCCGACCUGAUCCCAGGAGGGGACACAGAGUGCCGGUGGGCGUUCGUGGGUACGAUGGGCACCGUGCUGCAGCAGCCCUGCCACUGUGAGGGACUGCAGGGCCUACACCUCCUCCACUGCCAGAGGAUCCGCCAAGUGUUCCAGGAGCGCUACGUCUUCAUUUCUCACAUGAAAAAAGAAGUCUCGUCACAUCACACUACACAGGAGAAUACGUCACCACUGAGUGGCCAGCGGUUCAGUGAUCAACUGUUUGUUGCUCUCAUAUGUGUCCUUGUGAUUGUUUUAAUACUAAUGGUUGUCAUCACCGUCUUGAGCACCUCAGGAUUGUGCAGAGGAGCAGAGAAGGCCAAAUUUCAUCCCCCUGACAGAAAGAAUAUUCCUGCUUUUCACUGAUCAUUUAUUAGACAGGUUUUACAAGCCACUCUAGCCACUAAAUUUGAAAUGUAGGGAAUAGAGAUCAGCAUUUGGAUUUUUACGAGAUGUUUUAUUGGAUUAUAUUCAUCUAUGCUCUUUCAUAGUGUCUAUUGUAAAACCACAUUGUUGAAGAAUACUUGAUGUUUCUCUCUGAACGCAGUUACAUUUCUUGUCAAAUUCUUCGAGUGGCUGAAGAAUUCUAAAUAGAUUAAGGUCUGGAAUUAAUUUGCACUUGAUUUUUAUUUUGAAAAAUACGACUGAUAGCAUUUUAUUUAUGCAUGAAAAGUUUGGAUGGAGGAGACGUUUAUGGUUAAUUUAUUGUAUGGCUUUGUUAAAGGUGUUGUUAAUGGAAAAUAAACUAUUGUCACGACAA
This is a messenger RNA of Conger conger (European conger), 2258 nucleotides long. It is a transcript of the gene gfral, whose product is annotated as GDNF family receptor alpha like. The coding region runs from base 269 to 1864 and encodes 531 amino acids. Gene Ontology annotation, biological process: nervous system development. Gene Ontology annotation, cellular component: external side of plasma membrane; signaling receptor complex. The transcript has 10 exons. Lineage: Eukaryota; Metazoa; Chordata; Actinopteri; Anguilliformes; Congridae. The record is from RefSeq and is a predicted model, not a curated record. Gene Ontology annotation, molecular function: signaling receptor activity.